Messenger RNA from Dendronephthya gigantea, 464 nucleotides. Its product is annotated as lysyl oxidase homolog 2-like. The record is from RefSeq and is a predicted model, not a curated record. Lineage: Eukaryota; Metazoa; Cnidaria; Anthozoa; Malacalcyonacea; Nephtheidae. The coding region runs from base 22 to 399 and encodes 125 amino acids. The transcript is spliced from 3 exons. Gene Ontology annotation, cellular component: membrane.
GAUAACGUCGAUUGUACAGGGAUGGAGCAAAAUUUAACAAAUUGCCCUUCUCGAGGUUGGGGAAUUCACGAUUGCACUCAUUUUGAAGACGCCGGAGUAGAAUGCAAAAAAAGAAAAGUUGAAAAAGACUAUUUUCUUGUGUUUUUGAUGGUGAAUGAAUAUAAUAGUGAUGUACUCGUUACGACAGAUGUGUCCGGUCAGCUGAAUAAUUUCAAUCUUAAGAAAGGUGGCACAAUGCUGAAAAGCGAAGUAGUCAAGGGAAAAAACACGUUUUCCCUCAGUGCAGUCAAUGCUGAAACGGAAGAGGCGGUUCACAUCAAUGGACAACCAGUCGUUAAUUUGGAACCAACAAGCAAGGAGGAAAUGUCGUUGCAUCUUCUCACUGUCACCGCACCGUAGGAUGGAUCAAAAUAUUGCGAAACCUUGGAGGACUUCAGAGAUUGAUCUUUUGUUGGUGCCUGGUG